AUGGCAAUAUGUGAUGAGUUUCUAUGCUGUUCAAGAGCUUUGUCAAAUCCUCCCUCUAUGACGGAAGUCACCAUCUUUUAUAGAAGCAGUCAGAGUGGUGUUUCUCCUAUAAUAUUUUAUAGUGAAACUGAUCCUGUUCUUGAAUGCCGUGGUCUUCGGAAUAGGUUCAAGAAUUGGCAACGAUUGAGAAAGCAUAAACUUACAGCAAGCACUUUUGCUAUGGCUGUUGACUUCUGGCCUCGUAGAAGAAUCCAACUAUGGCUAGAGAAGCUUGGUGCAAUCGAACCAUUCGCUGUAUCAUUUCCUGAAUUCCAGGUCUACCGGAAUGAUAAUUGGCUUGCAGCUUCCCCUGAUGGAUCUUUUGACAGCCUUAUUUAUGGCUUGUCUUCUGUCGGGGUUCUUGAGAUCGAAUGUCCAUUAUUUGAUGGUGAUAAGAGCAAAGCUACCCCUUGGAAACGAAUACAACUUUAUUAUAUUCCACAAGCUCAAGGUUUGAUGGAAAUUCUGGACCGAGAUUGGAUGGAGCUUUACGUGUGGACUUUGAAUGGCCGUAGUUUGUUCAGUUUACACCGUAAUAAGGAAUAUUGGGAUGUCUUGAAGAUGCCGUUGUCUGAUUUCUGGUGGAAACACGUCCAACCCGCGAAAGAGGAGCUUAACUUGGAGGAAGAGAAAAAGUUAGUCAGCAUAAAAGCUUUAGGAAGACCAAGGAUUACCUCAAAAUUGGCCUCUCCAGUUAUAAAUCUUUGA
Messenger RNA from Fraxinus pennsylvanica, 747 nucleotides. NCBI's taxonomy places the organism in Eukaryota, Viridiplantae, Streptophyta, Magnoliopsida, Lamiales, Oleaceae. The record is from the annotation of a GenBank genome assembly.